AAAAACAUCGCCAUUUUGCGGCUGCGCAGAGAUGUUCCUUGUCUAAUUACAAAAUUUCUUGACAAGGUUAUGUCUCUUACUGCAUCAUACCGCAAUCAUGCCGCCUAAGAAGGAUACAAAGGGCUCAUCAAAGCAGCCCCAAAAAACACAAAAGAAAAAGGAAGGAGGAUCCGGUGGCAAGGCCAAGAAGAAGAAGUGGUCCAAAGGAAAAACACGUGAUAAGCUUAACAAUGCCGUUCUUUUUGAUAAAGGCACAUAUGAUAAACUUGUCAAAGAAGUACCACAAUACAAAUUGAUCACUCCAUCAAUUGUAAGUGAACGUUUGAAGAUCCGUGGAUCACUUGCUAGACGUGCCCUUAUUGAGCUCCAACAUAAAGGACUCAUUAAACAAGUUGUACAACAUUCUGCCCAACUUAUCUACACCCGUACAACCAAAGGUGAUGAUCCAGCUGCAUAAAUAAAUAUUGAAUAAGGCUUUCUUCACACCUCUUCUUGUGGUUUGAGUCAGCUUUUUAAUAUAAAUAAAACAGAAAAAACUGA
Molecule: messenger RNA, 540 nt
Organism: Aphidius gifuensis
Lineage: Eukaryota; Metazoa; Arthropoda; Insecta; Hymenoptera; Braconidae
Product: 40S ribosomal protein S25
Exons: 3
Coding region: 98-457 (119 amino acids)
Cellular component (GO): cytosolic small ribosomal subunit
Molecular function (GO): structural constituent of ribosome
Source: RefSeq, a predicted model, not a curated record